Molecule: messenger RNA, 2409 nt
Organism: Hyphopichia burtonii NRRL Y-1933
Lineage: Eukaryota; Fungi; Ascomycota; Pichiomycetes; Serinales; Debaryomycetaceae
Gene: BUD7
Product: exomer complex subunit
Exons: 2
Coding region: 68-2278 (736 amino acids)
Biological process (GO): Golgi to plasma membrane transport
Cellular component (GO): exomer complex
Molecular function (GO): protein binding
Source: RefSeq, a predicted model, not a curated record
AUCAAGAACCAAUCCCUUCCAGAGGCAAGUGCAUUUGUUUAACCCAUUAGAAAAGUCAAUUGAGAGAAUGCUUCAGGCUACUGUGGCUUCAAUUCCUGAAGCAAAAGAGGAAUACCUUGGAUCAUCUAUUGUUGAACGUACUAGUCGAUUACACUCAUUUGCAGAUUUAGGUCCUGCUGAUUUAUGUAAUAUACAUAAGCAGUCUACGACUUCAAAGAAAAAUACUGAGAUUGGGACUUUUUUAUAUUUUACUGGGGUUGAUACUUCGAAUUCUGCUUCAAUUGCAGCUCAUUUACAGAGUUUGGCCACUUUAAUAGGUUCUAAAUCACAAUAUUGGUUUGGAGAGAAAAAACAUUGGAAAGUCCCCGAAUUAACUUAUUGUACUUAUAAUGCUUUCUCAAAAGUUGAUAUGAGAGUCACUGUUCAUAUUCCUGGGAAAUUUGAAAGUCAUGUUGUGAAUAAUGAUGGCAAAUUUGUUCAUGAUAAGAUUAGUGAUGAAGAAUUGGAUAAUUUAUGGUUGGAAACUUUUGUCAGUUCAAUAGUCAGAUGUAUGAUUGAUUCCGAUGAUGACGAUGCCAAUAAAGUUGGUGGGUUGGUUGAAGUUCGUAAAAUUAAUCCUUUCAAUAAUGGUAAAGCUUCUCAUAAAUUAUUAAAAUAUUUUAUCGAAGGAUUUGAGAAGUUUUUUUGGGAUGGUCCUAAAUUAGGUUGUGGGGUGGAAAUUCCUCAACCAAGUUUGAUUUCUAAUUAUCUUGUUGAUGGGUUUUUGAAAGUAAUCCAAUUAACGCAAUCUUAUGAUUUGGCUCUUGAAGCUUUACAAAGAUUAGAAGAAAGAGAACCAAGUGUAAUUACUUUGAUUGCUCAAGUUUUGUUAUUAAAAGAUGAAGAAAUAAAAGCCGUUCAACUUAUGAAUGAAGGUAUUGAAAAAAACAAACGUGAUGCUGAUUUAUUAUUACUACAAGCUCAAUUUUGUAUGGAUAAAAAAAGAUACGAUUUAGCUUUACACUUAGCGAAACAAGCGGUUAAAUCGUCUCCUUCGGAUUUUAAAACUUGGGCUAUUCUUGUGAAAGCCUAUACAAAAUUAAAUGAUUUUGAAAAUGCUUUAUUGACCUUAAAUUCCUGUCCAAUGAAUUCUCAUAAAGAAAAAUAUUCUUUGAAAAGAGUUGUUCCCCUUAGAGGUGGUAACGAAGAUUUACACUUACCUUCACCUGUUGAUGUCACUUUAGAUGAAGUUUCAAAUUUACAGAGUAAUGAAAUCAGUUAUGAACAAAGAAACUUGGAUCCUCAAUUAGUUAAUUUACCUGCUGCUAAUUUAAAAUCAACUUUUGCGAAAGCUUAUGACUUAUUGACUGAAAUCGUAAUGAAAACAGGUUGGGAAUCUCUAUUGAAAUAUCGUGCCAAAGUUUUCGUUAUGGAAGAAGAGUAUCGUAAAGAUAAACACGCAAAUGGCCAUACUAGAAAAAAUUCAACAAAUUCCGUAGCCAAUGGCGGAGAAAAUGCUUCAGAGAAUGGUAAUGCUUCAGAAAAUGAUGCAUCUUCCACCGUGGCCAUUAAAUCUCCAAAGAAAGAAAUCAACGGUACCAGUGAAACUUCUCCGAGUGAUGCUUCAACCAAACUCGAUGAGUCUUAUGAAAAUGAGUUUAAAAAGAAAAGAUUGUGUGAAAGAUGGUUAGAUAAUUUAUUUAUGUUAUUAUACGAAGACUUAAGAGCAUAUACCAUUUGGCAAGCCGAAUAUGUUCAUUUCCAAGCUCAACAAAUGGAGUACAAGAAAACAACAUUAGAGUGGGAAAUUUUAGGUUUAAUAGCCUUCAGAUUAAAACAUUUUAAAGAAGGAUCUAUCGCUUUCGCAAACGCUUUAAGUGGUCGGUUUUCUGCCAAAUCACAAAGAGAAAUCUUGAAAUACUAUAUAAUGGAAAGAAGUAAGAUCUUAUCGAAAAACUCAAAUAAUUCAUCAUCCCAAUCCUCUAAUGAUAACUCAUCAACUUACACUCAUAAUUAUACUAAAAUCGUUAACCAAUUAAACGAAAGAAUCUUGGAAAGUUGUAUAAAAUUGUUGGUUUGGAAUCAUAGAUGGUAUGUCGACUUUUCUCCAACCUUGAUAAAUACUUUAGCUGAUCUUGUUUCAAAAGAAGGUUUAAUCAAAAUUCAAUCAUUGGUUCAAGCAGUUUACUCAAACAAUAUAAACCCAUCUGACAACACCGGUAAUCAUGGAAUUACUGAUAUGAUGGAUGACUUAUAUACAUUCUUCAAAGAAUAUGAAUCCCUGGGUUUUGACAAUUAGAGACUCUAAUGUUCUCCCCUUUCGAUGCAUAGCUACGACUUAAAAUCUACGAGCUACGCUCAAAAAAUUUUUGGCCUUACGCCUUUCUAGAUCACUACUCUUGCUUAAUUUAUAGCUUUUUUAAUUUCUUG